AUGAAGGACUCUAGGAGGUACUUUGCACUACACGACACCACGUCAUGCAUCAUGUACUGGGGCUUGGCCAACGACUUGCUUGCGAUCGAGCACGACGAGUCGGGCGUCGAUGGCCUGCACCUCGUUCGACAAAGCUCCAAGUUUGCGUUUGCAAACGUGAGCAUGGAAUCUCUCCUGGCCCAACAAAGUGUCCUUUUGCUUCCCCUGUCCGUCGGCCGGCACAUUGUGCGCGAUACCCUUGACCCGUUCGGGCCGUGCCCGGUCGCUGUCCGCGCCCUUCACCGCACCAUCACUGCAACCAUCAUGACUGUCUUGAAUGUCAACAGCGAAGCCCAUGCUACGUUCCUUUCGCUGCCCAGCCUAUACGAUGGACUCGUGCCCCCGCACAGCUACUACUCGAAAGCCCCUGGAACGCUGGAAGUUAUUCGAUCGGUGGCUCGAGCGCUCGCAAUGGAAGAAGUUCGCGACGCGUUGGGCGUGUCGUUGCUGUGGCUGCCCCCCGGUAUGGUGGCUAACCCCUGGGAAAUCCUCCGGAAUAUAUCACUGCACACGUAUCACCUGUCUCGAUACAUCACAUACGUGUUGGCCAUGGUCGCCGUCGGCGUGUGCGUCCGGUGCAGUGUGGAUUGGGCGGCCGCUUCUGUUCCUCCGGGGACUCAUCGCCCUGUGUCUACGUCGUUGGAUCUGGCACAGAACUUCCAAGGGUCCAUUUUCGCGAUGCGCCAUCGGCCCCCCAACACCCUCACGACGUCCGUCUCAUCCAACCAAGUCAACUAG
Molecule: messenger RNA, 777 nt
Organism: Aphanomyces astaci
Lineage: Eukaryota; Oomycota; Saprolegniomycetes; Saprolegniales; Verrucalvaceae
Exons: 4
Coding region: 1-777 (258 amino acids)
Source: RefSeq, a predicted model, not a curated record